Thlaspi arvense is the source of this 756-nucleotide messenger RNA. Lineage: Eukaryota; Viridiplantae; Streptophyta; Magnoliopsida; Brassicales; Brassicaceae. The record is from the annotation of a GenBank genome assembly.
AUGCCGUCAGGUGCGAAGAAGAGGAAGGCGUUGAAGAAGAAGAAGCAACAGGAAGCGAUUGGGACAAGUACGAACAAUAAGGGUUCCAAUGGCGAUAAUCUUCAUGGACAUGAUGAACAUGGAAACCAAGAUGAUAGGGAAAGUGAUAGCAAUUUGAGUUCUCCUGGUUCUCAAGGAAAUGAAGAGUUUGGGACAAAAGAUACAUCUGCUGCUAUUUCGUCUGGUACGGUGAAGGGAUCUGCUAAAGAGGUAUCAGGAGAUGCAAAUGAUACUCAGGAACUAGGACUACAAAGUGAAAAUGUUAUUGCGGUUGAAAGAGGAACGAAUGACAAGAAAAGUAUUGUGGAAAAGCCACCCAGUUCCUCUUCUGAAAACGGUACCCAGGCCGCCAAAAAUGUAGCUUCAGUUGUGGAAAUUGCGGCCGUUGUUGAUUCCGUCGAACCUGUGGCUUCUGUAUCCAAAGUAGUGAUUUCUGAAAAGAGUGAGCACGUUGUGACCUCACCACGCUCAAAUUUGGUCAAGCAGAAGGAAAAUGAAGCGUAUCCAUCUCCAGGACUGGGAAAAGAUGAUAGUAAGGUGGCUACUCUUCCGGGAUCUGCUGCUGGAACAAGCAAAAAAGUAGAGAGUGUAAGGGAAUCUGAAGUUACAGUAUCCUCCGAGGAAAAGCGUCUUUUGUUGUCUGGUCCACCAGUCGUCCGAACUUCGUGGUUAAGCUGCUGUGGGUUGUUUGAUGCUAUGACAGGAUCUGACAGAUAA